This is a messenger RNA of Phaeodactylum tricornutum CCAP 1055/1, 405 nucleotides long. RefSeq lists its product with no specific name. The record is from RefSeq and is a predicted model, not a curated record. The annotation marks the transcript as partial. The transcript has a single exon. NCBI's taxonomy places the organism in Eukaryota, Bacillariophyta, Bacillariophyceae, Surirellales, Neidiaceae.
CUUGUCGCCGAUUUGGCUGGGUGGAAGCAAGGCACCCGCCUGGCACAAGACCAAAUAUGGGCAAAGCCACCGCAUGCACCGCCGUUGACCUUUCAUAGGGAUUCCCCAUACUUUAUGUUUGAUCCCGAUGAUGUUGUUACGGUUUGGGUGGCCCUCGAUGAUAUGGAUGCAGAGAUUGGGCCGCUACAGUAUGUGAAAGGAAGCCACUUAUGGGGCGACGGCAGAAUCGGGUCGGCUAGCCAGUUCUUUGACAUAAAUGGUCACUCCUUGUUACAAUCAGCCGCAGAUCUAGAAGGCAUUAAAGACUACGAGAUUGUCAGUAUGGCAGGUCUAUUGGCAGGGGGACUCUCGGUUCACAAUGGGCGCACGUGGCACGGAUCAGCACGCAAUAGUAGUACCGUCCGC